Ciona intestinalis (vase tunicate) is the source of this 2077-nucleotide messenger RNA. NCBI's taxonomy places the organism in Eukaryota, Metazoa, Chordata, Ascidiacea, Phlebobranchia, Cionidae. The record is from RefSeq and is a predicted model, not a curated record.
AUAUAACUAUGACCGAUAUGAGUCAAAUCAAUCAGUUUUAUUCAGCUUACGAAGUUGAAAACAGCAAUCAUGAAACUUUUGCUCGUACUUUUGGCUUGCAUUGCAGCCACCAACGCCGGUUAUAGCUACAGCUAUUACUGCGCUCACAAGUUUAAUGUCGUCCCAUGCACAAGGUACUUCACAUACAAUGUUUACUUCAAGAACUGUUGGUGUUCCAGUGCUUAUUAUUCCAAUGUAUUGAAGGUUUACCCCGGUGCUGAUUGUGGCAAAGAGGGAUGGACCGAAACCCCUGUCAGUGAGUUGACCACUGAGUUAACCAACACACUCAAGGACUCUCUCUUCAAGAUCACCAAGGAAAUGGAUGAUAGGAAGCAAUCUUGGUUGAAAUACCUUGAUGAAACUAUCGCUUCUUACAAGGAAAGUUACAAGACUUACAUCACCAAGUAUUACGGAUACAGAAUCGAAUGCGCAAAGACCGACGAAGAGAAGGCAACCCUCGCCAAGGAACGUGAUGACAAAAUCAAGGAAUACAAUGAGAAACUUGAUGCUUCCAGAAACGAAGCUCUCAAGAAAUAUAACGAAGCUAUUGCUGCUAAAGUUGCCGCUGUCAGUGAAUAUCAUCAGAAGCUUAUUGAAAACGCCACCAAGUGUUUGACCAGCCGUGUGGAGAAGAUCAAGGAAUACAAGAAGACACUCGCCCUCAAAGUGAAGUCUUACGUGCAGAAGUUCUUGGACUACCAUGUUGCUGUUCUUAAGCAGAAGGAGGAAUACUAUAGACAAGUCUUGGCCAAGAUCUACGGCAGUGAAACAUGGGAGAAGGCAAAGGUUGAUGAAGUUUUGGUAAGUUACCACCGCCAAGAACUCAGAGUAAUCAGCAAACUUGGAAAGGAAUAUACAGCUAAGUUGGCGACCUCCAUGAAGCAAUUGAUCACCUACUACACUUGUGCAUACAAAUGUACUUUGUCCAACUCCUGCCUCAGAUUCUACCAGAGGAAUUACUACAGCUGCAGCUACAAGCUUGGUUGUUGGUGGAGAUACACAAGCUCCUACAGAUGCGUUCGUGCAUGUUUGAACCCAUUCACUUACAACUGGCGUAAGGUCACCUACAAGGGAUUGUGCAAAUGCGACCUCACCAAGGUAAACAAGCCCGUUGAAGACAUUGUCAAGGACAUGACUGAUAAGGUGAAUGCCAUCAUCGCCGAGCGCCAACAGAUCUUCAAUGAUUUGAAACUUAAGUGGAGCAACUACCAUGUUGACUACAUCAAGGCUUACACCAAGAUUAUUGAAGAAAGACAUGAAUUCUACAUCAAAUAUGUCACCAAGAAAUAUUCCAUGCAGACAUACUGCAGCACCGGAAGUUACGAACUCACCGACGAACAAAAGGCAGAGAUCGCCAAGCUUACCGCUGAACUUAAGGAGAAGUUGAGAGUUGCUGUUGCCGAAUACACAGCCAAGCUUGCAGCCCUUAUCCAGGAAUGCAUUGUUAGUUUCAACAAACGACUUGCUGAUUACAAGAAGCUUGCUUUCGAAUACAUUGAAUCAAUCAAGACCAAAUACAACGCUUGUCUCACUACGAGAGCUUCCAACAUCGCCGAUUACCAGAAGAAACUUGAAAAAUCUCGUGAUGCUCAACGCGCUGCUUUGGAUAAGAGCUUGAAUGAUGCCAAACUUGCCCACAUGGACGCUUACGACAAACUCUUGGCACAAUUCCACCCCGAAGCGUUGGAUGAAGCUGUCAUGGCUAUGAGGAGUUGUUAUUCCACCAAGUUGGUUGACUAUUGUUCUGCCAUCCUUGCUGACUUUGAUACUUACUGGGCAACCACCAUCCCACAACUUGUACAACAUUAUGCUUGCCACUACAAGUGUGGUAUCAGGUAUUGCAUCCCAUCUUAUCCAUGCGGAACCUACUUCAGAUGGUCUUACAAACUUCCUUCCACACAAUGCUACCAACUCUACUAUUCUUGCUACAGGCAAUAUGGAUGCUACUACACAAAGUAAACAAACCGUUAACUGCGUGUUGCCAUCACAACAGAGUGAAUUGUACUUUUAAAAUCAAAUAAAUGAUGGAAUAUACUAA